Chara braunii is the source of this 2719-nucleotide messenger RNA. The record is from the annotation of a GenBank genome assembly. Lineage: Eukaryota; Viridiplantae; Streptophyta; Charophyceae; Charales; Characeae.
CCCCGACGAGGUCUCUCGUGGGCGUUCAAGGCAGUGGCUAUGGCGAUGCCGACGAGGUCUUUCGUGAACGUAGCCGGCGUUUGCCACACGAGUUGGGCGAGUAUUGAAUCUCGACCGGCCGUCGGAAGUGCCGAGGCGAAUCUUCGAGGAAAGAUCGCUAUAGUGAGGGGGCGCGAUCCGUUCUUAUCGCGCUCAUGUUUAAGUGGUGGUUAUGCCGAUGCCCACUGCCAAAUGGCAAUUCAAUCCAUCAUCUCUUCUCCUGCAUCUCUUUCUUGUUGCCGUCAUGCUUAUCGCUUGAUUGCCUCUUCGCUCCCGCGAAUCGGCGGCUUUGCGGCGGGAAAGGCUUCAAAAUCUGUUGUUGAUGGAUCUCGUGUAGAUACCGGCGAUCUUUUCGGCCUCUGCAGCCAUCGAUUACUUCCAUCAUCGCCAUCGCCAUCGCCAUCAUCUUCGUCAUCGUCAUCAUCAUCAUCAUCAUCAUCAUCAUCAUCAUCAUCAUCAUCAUCAUCGUCAUCACUGUGGUCUUCUUCUUGUUGUGGGUCUCUUCCUGGUGCCGCUCGUGCUGCGCCUCUUCGGAGGGGUCACUCGGCGGAAGGACAAGUAGUAAUGAGAGCCAUGAGGGACAUGGUGGCAAUUUGCAGGCAGCCAUCGCGAUCACGACGGUCGCGAUCUCGACGAGGUCUUUCGUGGACGUUCAAGACAGCGGCUAUGGCGAUCCCGAUGGGUGCAUCGGCUCCAGCAGACAAAGAGAAGGACGGGGUAAAGGGGGGAAUGGAGAAUGAAGUGAGGAGGGAAGCAAAAAAGCUGAAGCCAGGUGAGGCCCUUGGGCCGGAAUAUACAGAGGGCAGUAAUUUUUAUCAGAACGACGAUCGGAGGGCAGGCGUGCUUCUGCAUCCUACGUCGUUACCCGGUCCGCACGGAUCGGGCGAUUUCGGACCAGGUGCAUUCGCCUUCAUCGACUGGCUGAAGUCGACUGGAUGCUCAAUUUGGCAGAUCCUGCCGCUUGUGCCACCAGGGAGGAAGUCCGGAGAGGACGGCUCACCCUAUGCCGGGCAGGAUGCGAAUUGCGGAAAUACCCUUCUGAUCUCCUUGGAAAAGCUUGUGCAGUACGGACUGCUGGAAGAGUCAGAGCUUCCGCCUCCACUGCCUGUGAAGCGAAUUGAUUUCGAAGCCUUAGCUGCCCUGAAGGAUCCUUUGAUCGAGAAGGCCGCUGCUCGGGUAUUGUCGAGCGAUGGCCCUCUGAGUCUUAAGGACGAGUAUGAGGCUUUUCGUGCCAGUCCCAACGUCUCAGGGUGGCUGGAAAAUGCAGCAUUGUUUGCUGCAAUUGACCAUGACUAUGGUUGGAACACAGAGUUCUGGUGGGACUGGCCCGCGGAGUUCCGGGACCGCCAGCCUGCAGCACUUGAUGCCAUUCGCAGAAGCAAGAAAGAGUUCAUUGAUCGGUUCUGCGCUCAGCAGUUUCUCUUCCAGAAGCAGUGGGAUGAAGUCCACAAGUAUGCCAAUGAAGCGGGCAUCACUAUCAUGGGCGAUAUGCCCAUCUACGUUGGGGGACACAGCGCAGAUGUGUGGGCCCAUCGGUACCUGUUCUCGCUAGAUCCGGAGACAGGUGCUCCAGUGUCCGUGAGUGGGGCGCCUCCUGAUGCUUUCAGUACGACAGGUCAACGCUGGGGGAGUCCGCUGUAUGAUUGGUCAGCGAUGGCUGAAGACAAUUACUCUUGGUGGAUUCAAAGGAUGCGACGAGGGUUCCAACUCUAUGAUGAGUACCGCAUUGAUCAUUUCCGGGCUUUUGCUGGGUACUGGAGCAUUCCAGCGAAGGACGAGACUGCCAUUGGGGGAACGUGGAAGAAGGGUCCAGGGAUGGACUUCUUUACUGCUGUAGGGAUUGCACUGGGGGGGGGAGUGUCCAAGAAGAUAGUGGCAGAGGACUUGGGGGUGAUAACUCCCGACGUGGUGGACUUGCGCAAAGACAUCGAUGCUCCGGGAAUGGCAGUCUUGCAAUUCGCCUUCGGUAGCGAUAGCAGGAACUAUCACUUGCCGCACAAUCAUGAAACCAAUCAAGCCGUGUAUCCGGGGACCCAUGACCACGACACGGUGCUUGGUUGGUACCAGAGCGCGGAGCAAUGGGAGAGAGAGAGAGCGGCCCAGUACUUGCACUUCGAUGGAAAUGAUGAAAAGGAGGACAACGUUCCGUGGGCUUUCAUUAGAGCUUCUCUUGCUUCAGUCGCACGGAUUGUGAUUGUUGCAAUGCAAGAUGUGAUGGGCCUCGACAAUUCGGCCAGAAUGAACAUGCCAGGGGUCAAGUCGGGCAAUUGGGGGUGGAGAAUGGGAGAGAGAGACAUCUUCGAGAAAACGCUCUCUCAGGAGGCGAAAAUGUUCAGGGACUUGGUGAAGAUGUAUAAUCGCUUACCGCCCAGUCAUCCAGCAGCCAAGGAAGAAGAGGGAGAAGCAGCCACAGAUAGUACCGAAGAGGAGGAGAGACUAGAGGAAACUUCGGCGGCGGCAGCAGCAGCAGCAGAAGCAGAAGCAGAAGCAGAAGAAGAAGAAGAAGAAGAAGAAGAAGAAGAAGAAGAAGAAGGUCCAGUGCCUAUUCUGCAGGGAGAUGCCUUGUCAGGUGUAGGUGCAUCCGAGAGGAGUGGAACCACUUCAGACUUACAGUGAUCAUCGUAAUUAUCUCGACGCGAUUGAUCUUUGAAUCAGAGAAUAGGAAUCACUGUCAGAAUCC